GAUCCUGAUGACCUACGACGAUAUUCGAUCAGCCCCUUUUCGGAAAAUGGACGACUUACACCACAGGGAUCCUCCAGAGGACUCUCACCAGGACCGCCACCUUUCUUCCAGCCAUCAUCAGCGACGCCACGGCGUGGAGGAGAUCUCACCGCGACCGUGAGAUCCUUUCUGACGUCACAGUGGCUACACAACGGCGGGCCCAUUCUGAUCGUCUGCGCCCAGUUCUUCGGCGCCGUCAUGAACCUCUCGGCACGCCUGCUCGAGGUUGAGGACGGCCUGCACCCCAUGCAGAUCCUCUUCGCCCGCAUGGCGGCCACCGUGGUCUGCUGCUUCACCUACAUGCGGUACCGGAACGUGCCCGCGGCGCCCUGGGGCCCCCCGGAGAUCCGCCGGCUCCUGGUGCUCCGCGCCUGCGCCGGCUUCGUCGGCCUCUACGGCAUGUGGUCCAGCAUCAUGUACCUGCCUCUCGCCGAGGCGACCGUCAUCAGCUUCCUCGCCCCCAAUGUCGCCGGCUACCUCUGCCGCGUCUUCCUCGGGGAGCCCUUCACCAGGCGGGAGCAGCUGGCGAGCUAUCUGGCCCUCGGCGGCGUCGUCCUGAUCAUGAAACCCAUAUCGCUCUUCUCCUCUCCCGGCCCGAACGACCACGUCCCUGCAGCGGAUGACGUCAACACCACCACCACCACCACCACCACCACAGCCAACACCACUACCCCCCACAUCGGCCUCGACUACGACCCAACGACGGCCGAGCGCCUCGGCGGGAUCGGCAUGGGCCUCCUGGGCGUAGUAGGCGCCGCCAUCACCAUCACGGCGCUGCGGGCGAUCGGGCCGCGCGCCCACCCGCUCAUCAGCGUCAAUUACUUCGGCGCUGCGUGCACGGCUGCGUCGGCCGCGACCCUGUCGCUGGCGCCGCUACUCGGCUAUGGGCAGCCGGACCUCGGGUUCGCCCUGCCCGCAGGCGCGCGGCAGUGGGCCCUGCUCCUCCUCGUCGGCGUCUGCGGCUUCGGCACCCAGUUCCUAUUCACGGCCGGGCUGGCGCGGGAGCGGACAAACCGCGCCGCCGGCAUGAUCUACACGCAUGUGCUGUUCGCCGCGGGCUUCGACCGGUUCGUCUUCGGGCAGACCAUGGGCUGGGCCAGCGUGGCGGGGUGCGGCAUGGUGGUCGGCAGCGCGCUGUGGGUGGCCAUCGGCAAG
This is a messenger RNA of Truncatella angustata, 1194 nucleotides long. RefSeq lists its product as uncharacterized. NCBI's taxonomy places the organism in Eukaryota, Fungi, Ascomycota, Sordariomycetes, Amphisphaeriales, Sporocadaceae. The annotation marks the transcript as partial. Gene Ontology annotation, cellular component: membrane. The record is from RefSeq and is a predicted model, not a curated record. The transcript has a single exon.